Molecule: messenger RNA, 1124 nt
Organism: Morus notabilis
Lineage: Eukaryota; Viridiplantae; Streptophyta; Magnoliopsida; Rosales; Moraceae
Product: BTB/POZ domain-containing protein At4g08455
Exons: 2
Coding region: 110-958 (282 amino acids)
Biological process (GO): regulation of proteolysis; proteasome-mediated ubiquitin-dependent protein catabolic process
Cellular component (GO): cytoplasm
Molecular function (GO): ubiquitin protein ligase binding
Source: RefSeq, a predicted model, not a curated record
UGCUUGUCAAUGUAAAAAUUGAUUGAUUACUGGAAAUUAAAUCCGAUCAUAUGGUUUUCUUGUCUCUGAGACCUUCCCACCCAACAAAACCUUUGGAGAGGCGAGGACAAUGCAACGACGCCGUUGCACGUCAGUGAGGAGACACCACCACCACCAUUACUCGGCGGAAUCGGAGAUGGAGACGACGGACUCGGAGGCGGAGAUGAUGAGGUGCAUAUCGUGCCAGGAGGACUACGACGCACGUGACGCCGGCACGUGCAAGGAGUGCUACGAGGAAGCCAACGAGACCGAGGAGGAGCUCAAGCGCGAGAUCGACGAUCUCAAAGCCAAGGUCGCUUUUCUCCGCUUCUCUUCCCCAAUCGAUUCCCCUCUCCAACUCCAAGCCUCUCGCUUUCUCCCCCCUUGCUUCUCCGACGUCGUUUUGGUCGCCUCCCAUGACUCCUCCGACUCCUCCGCCGCCGUCCCCAUUCCCGCUCAUAAGGCCGUCCUGGUGAGCCGUUCCCCCGUCUUCAGAGCCAUGCUCGAGAACGAGAUGGAAGAAAGCCGGAGUGGCACCAUAAAGAUAAGCGAUGCAUCAUACGAGGCCCUUCGCGCCUUUGUUAACUACUUGUACACUGCUGAGGCAUGCCUCGAUGAGCAGAUGGCGUGUGACCUUUUAGUACUGGCUGAGAAGUAUCAGGUGAAGCAUCUCAAGACAUAUUGUGAGAGGUUCCUUGUAUCCAAACUGAACUGGGAUAAUUCAGUUAUGAGCUACGCCUUCGCACAGCAGCACAAUGCUAAGCAUAUGCUCGAAGCGGCCUUGUCGAUGAUUACAGACAACAUGGACAAGCUUACUAAAAGAGAGGAGUAUUUGGAGCUUAAGGCGAAAGAUCCACGGCUUGUUGUGGAGAUCUAUGAAGCCUACCUCUCUAAACAGGUCAAUACAGCAGCCCAUAAGGAUUCUUCCCAGAAGACAUAGCCAAGCAAGGAUCACGAUUUUUUUGUUAUGCUGGUUUUGAAAGUAAAAUAUUGUUCUCCAGUUUGGGAUGUGGAUUUUGACCAGUACUUUUGUUCUCUAAUGUUAUAUCAAAUAUAGAUGACUUACGUUUCCUAAUUGGUGGAUAUACAAAUUGCAAAAAUUUCCU